Haliotis rubra (blacklip abalone) is the source of this 2082-nucleotide messenger RNA. Its product is annotated as programmed cell death protein 7-like. The coding region runs from base 1451 to 2065 and encodes 204 amino acids. The record is from RefSeq and is a predicted model, not a curated record. Lineage: Eukaryota; Metazoa; Mollusca; Gastropoda; Lepetellida; Haliotidae. The transcript has 9 exons.
CCUAGACCUUCAUUACGAUUUUUAAGUUUGUGUAAUUGACAAAUGAUAUUCACUUCAACGUAUUCAUUAUUAUCCAUUAUUCAUGUUGUAAGUCUUUGCGGAAGCGCGUUUAGUUUGUUAAUCAAAAUAUCCAAUCCGUUUUGUCAUUUGGUGUAUCUUUUCUACAGUCUCAGCGAUAAAAUGGCGGUCCAUGUGUGAGAAGCAGUUACAUGCUUGGCUUUUGAGAAUUGAUGUUGUCACUGAAAUAUGUUUCCAUCACGUUCUCCUCGUAUGCGACACAGUAUACCUCAAAAUGGGCUCAAUGCACAUAUACCCAGAGGAAUGCAGGUGACGCACCAUGGUUUUACUCAUGAAAAUUCACCACACGUUCAACACAUAAGCCUUCCACAACCACCGAAUUUUCCACAAGUGUACCAGCAUGGGCCUUCUGAUACGACAACAGGGAGACCUCCGAUGGCAGGACCCAACGUACCCUUUCUCGGUGCACCACCACCACCAUCCAUCAUGGGUCCGCCCCAUUCUGGCCAGUCAGUACAUAAUCAAGCAAUGUUUCAAAACACAAAUCCGAGGUCACAGUUUCCUAAUGCACCCGAUUUAGGGCCAAGGAUGCAACCACCCUUUUCCCAUAUAAAAGAUUCGCCUCGUGAUACAUUUAUAUUGAAUCAACGAGCUGAUAUGAAUGUCCAAAGUUCAGCACUUCCACUGUUUAAUCAACCACCUUUCUCAAUUGGUGAGAACAGCAUACCCAACAGUUCAAGUAGUACUUAUCAUUCAUUCCAACUACCACCACCACCAAUGACAUUCGGAAAUGCUAACUCCUCAAACAUUAGGGGUCCUGAUAUGGUGACUGUAGGGAUGAUGCCUUUGCAUUCCACACAGGCCACAAUAGAGCCUAUGGACAUGAGGAACAAUAACUCUGAGCAUAUGUCUGGUCACAAUAUGAUGCUGAAUUUAUCAGAUGAUGAAGAUAAAUCUGACCCUUGCUAUGACAAAUAUCAAAGAGAAAACGAUCAGAAUUGGUUACAGAAUUGGUUAAAGAAACGUGGGAAAUUAAAAACAGUGCCAAUGCCAUUACAUAAGAAAUCUUCUGAUGUGACAACAGCAGAAUACAAGUUCCCAGAUGUCCAGAAGGCAUUCCAUCAAAGCAUCAUCCUCCUGGCCAAACUACAUCAUCAAUUACAGUCUCUGGAGACAAUGACCACCACAGCUGACCCCCAAGUGUGGGAGUCCGAGAAGAAUCUUACAGAGGAGUAUAAAGACAAGUGCAUAGAUGUCCACAAGUAUCUCAGCAAUGAAGAAAUGUUGGAAACUAUCAAGGCAAAAAGUCAAGCAAGACAGAGAAAGAGGGUACAGGUAAAGAGACGCAAGAAGGAGGAGUAUGAGAUGAAGUUAGCAGCAGCUGAAAAAACGAGAACAGCGUCAUAAGCAGCUGGAGGAAUGGAGGGAGAAGAUGUCACAGCAGGCUGAACAUGAAAAACAGAAAGAAGAGCUGAAGAAGUCUGCCGAUACCACACUGAGUUCUGUCCGGAAAAAGAUCUCAGAUGCCAAGAAGACACAGGAGUUCCUGAAGGCCCUCCAGAAGUUGCGGAAAGUCAGGAGAGUCGCCGCCAUAAACCAGGGCCGCUAUGCCUCCGAUGUGUAUGACAACAACUUUGAGAAGAAGAUGAAGAUGCUGACGUCACUGAUAGAGACACAGCAGACAGUGUAUGAGAGUGAGGAGAGGACAUUGAAGGUGAUGCUGGACACAGUGGAGGAGGAGACCAUGGAGAGAGAUAAGGAGAUUAAACGCUUGAAGGAACUGGCCAAGGAGAAGCGAGACAAGAAACUUGCCAUGGAAAAAUUAUUUGGGAAAAAAGCUGCUGUAACAGAAGAUGCGGAGUUAUUUCCCUUUUAUAGCUACUACACUCAGGCUGAACACAGCAUAGAAGCACUGGUGCAGAUUAGACAUGAGUGGGACCUUCAUCUCGUACCACCCAACAUCCCUGCAGGGAGUCGUAUCCCGGAUGGCUGGGUCAUUCCUGCUGAACCAUCAUCAGAGGCCUGCGCGUCCGCUUUGAAGGAUUAAAUACUUUCUUACUUUAA